GCAACCAUGGGAGGAGCGACCAUUAGGUGUACCGUUACUUAUCCAACUCUUGUAAAUAGUUGCUUAGACCGACUCCUGAACUUGAACCUUCCAAUUCUAAAGCUUUGACCAUGAGCGCUGAGGACGAGAAGGCUCAGGCCGUUGCCGACGAGAAAAUGCAGGAGGAGAAGCCCAACACCACUAAGAAGGCGGAAGGGGCCUCGCGCAAGCGUCGGUCGGAGGUCACUGCGGACGAUGCUGCCCUGGUCUCUGGCCCUCGUCAGCGCAAGAAGGCGGAUCACUUCUCGGUUGAAAUUAAGGAGAAAGCGGAGUUCGUGAUCAAGCCGGGCAAGGGCACCAAGCUCGGCGAGAUUCCUAACGUGCACUUCCUGGUUGGCAAGCUGAAGACGGACGAUGAGGUGCUGACCACGCUGCACAGCCUCCUCUUCAAGCGCCCUGGCACGGCGAACCGGCGCAAGAAGAACGUGUACGAGUUUUCGGGCUUCGCCUUUGAGGAGGAUGAGAAGGACAAGGAGCAUGAGAAGGCUAAGGAGAAGCUCGGCAAGCUGACCAUCAAGGUGCUGGACGGCAUCCUGGACGUGUUUGAGCUGCCUCGGGGCGCCGGCGACGAGGGCAAGAAGGAGUCAAAGAUUGAGCGGCUUAUGAAGUUCCUGGAGUCGCCCAAGCAGCUGUCCGACAAGGACCUGGCGGCCGCGGAUGCCAAGAAGAAGGAGAAGGCCAAGAAGGAGCGCGAGAAGGCCAAGACCCCCAAGACGACCCCCAAAGCCAAGAAGGGCGACUCCGCCAAGAAGUCGAAGAAGGAGGAGAGCGAGGAGGAUGAGGACGACGAGGAGGGCGAGGAGGAGGAGCCGGAGGAGGAGAAGCCCAAGGCGAAGAAGGCGAAGAAGGAGGAGCCCAAGAAGAAGGAGGAGCCCAAGAAGAAGGAAGAGCCCAAGAAGAAGGAGUCCGCAAAGAAGGAGGCACCCAAGAAGGAGGCGAAGCCCGCCGUCAAGAGUGCCGGCAAGAAGAAGAAGGCGGAGGAGGAGGCCGCAAAGGAGGACGACAAGGAGGAGGAGGCAACCGGUCUCCCCACUGAUGAGGAGAUUGAGAAGGCCACCUUGGAAGAGCUUGCAGUGUCGGAUGUGGCGAGCACGACCGUUAAGCAGCUGCUGAAGAAGCUGGGGGAGAAGCUGGGCGUGAACCUGGCGGGUAAGAAGGACUUCGUCAAGCGGCUGGCGCUCGACUACGCCAAGAAGCACACGGUGCCCGGUGAGGGGGACGCGUCGCCAGCGGACAAGGCCGCAAAGGAGACGGAGCCUGCGAAGGAGGAGGAGGUUCCGAAGGAGGAGCCUGCCAAGGAGGAGGAGAAGGAGGAGGAGGAGGAGCCUGCCAAGGAGGAGGAGGAGCCUGCCGAGGAGGAGAAGGAGGAGCCUGCCAAGGAGGAGGCUCCCAAGGAGGAGGCCAAGGCUGUGGAGGAGGACAAGAAGGAAGAGCCCGCCACGGAGGAGGCAAAGGUGGCAGAAGCGACCGCGGAUGCCGGGAAAGACACGGAGAUGGCGGACGCGGACGAGAAGGAGAUCGCCUAGAUAGCACGCAAAGAUGAGCCGAACGUGAGUAUGCGAGUUGGAAACCUACUGACAUGCUAGGUAUAGAUAGCUGUGACGGACUCCCUGUGUUGCAAAUGGGGCUCAAUAUCUGUGGCUGUUCCGAUGUUCAAGUCUGGCAGAAGUCAGCCUUAGUCAUGUUGACCACGGCCUAUGGCAGUACUGCACGCAAGACACAGGCUAGGCUGCCGGUGGGCUGCUGUUUCACGGACACUUGAAUGGAGCCAUGCGGACUCGUGAUGGGGUUGGACUGUGUGUGGUGGACCGUGCUAUGUUGCACCAAGGACAUGAAUGAACGUCGUGCUCACAACCUUGUACACACACACACACAUGUUGCACCGAGCCGCAUCAACAUGCUCGCUCGAAGCCUCACACGAACACGGUUGCCUUGAUGCACUCAUAUCAUUAACGUGCGUUGCGGAACUAAUGCGUACGUAGACCACUCAUAUGGCAGUUGACCAGUGUAGAAACGAGACUGACAACUGAGUCGAGAUGGAACGGUCUUGACUGGCGCAUUGAUGUUGCGAUGCUACACGUUAUUGGGCCUCGCUCACUCCACAGCGCCACCCUCAGAGAAGCCCCAGAGAGACCGUCUUACUAUCGUAGUACAGCAUACCCUGCGCCACCAGUUCAGUGUACAGUCGGAAGGCAUCGGAACGCCUGCCUUCAGCAAAUGCCCUCUUCCACUGCCUGCUAUCUUCAACCAAUACCUCAAGCAGCUCUCCUCGGCCGCGCUCAGCUUCCUGCUUUCGAUUAUCUCCGAUGCAGCAAUUGAUACCCCUCAAUUUCCGCACCC
Molecule: messenger RNA, 2379 nt
Organism: Chlamydomonas reinhardtii
Lineage: Eukaryota; Viridiplantae; Chlorophyta; Chlorophyceae; Chlamydomonadales; Chlamydomonadaceae
Exons: 12
Coding region: 111-1565 (484 amino acids)
Biological process (GO): regulation of double-strand break repair; chromatin organization
Cellular component (GO): nucleus
Molecular function (GO): histone binding; DNA binding
Source: RefSeq, a predicted model, not a curated record